AGGAUAUGCUGUUGCCAUAACACUGUCAACAAAGAUGGCCGCCAGUAGAAACUAGUAGGCCUAAUAUCUCGAUAGUCCUACGACUCGACUAUCCGAUUAUCAUCAUGCCCAAGAAGGGCAAAAAGGGAAAGAAGGGGAAGAAAGGAAAGGGGAAGAAAGGAAAGAAGGGAGCAAAGAAAAAUGAAUCUAUUGCAAAGUUAGCCAUCGCCAACUCUAAAGCAUGGGAGGCCAGGUUAGAGGUGGCAGAAGGUGCCAAGCAGGAGUACCGAGAACAUGCAAAGAAGUUGAUGUUGGAGAACGAUGGCCUCCAGAGUACCAUGUUAAGGUCGGAACAGGAGGCCAUUGAAAUCUUCACACUUUUACAGAAAAAAGAUGAACAAAAAAAUAACUCUCUGGAGAAACUCCAGCAGUCCAUCCGAGACCAGAAGAAGGAACAUCGAAAGGACAAAGAGAAUAUUGUGGAGGACUUCAGUCAACAAAUUAACGAGUUGGAAGAACGAUUGUCUGAGCGUAGUCGUGAAGUUGACCUUCUGCAGACAGAACUCAAGCAAGUCAAAGAGUUUCGACGGAAAAGAGGACAAAUGCAGAAAGAUCUUGAUGAAAUAAAAGAAUCUAUGUACAAUGCCAAUCGAGAUCACAAAUCUACACUGUCACGGAUGGAACAGAAAUUUUUUGAAGAAAAGAUGAGACUUCAACAGGAAGCAAAUCAAAAGAUUGCGGAAUUGGCUGAGCGAGCUCAUACUGAAGCAAUAACGAAUCUAGAUGAGACAACAAAGUCAGUGUACAAGGAGAAUGUCAGAUUGUCGGAGGCCUUAAAUUAUCACAUGAAGGAGGGAGAAAUACUGAAGAAGUCUAAAGAGAAAUUAUUGGAUGAAAACGAAAAUCUGUCAGGGGAAAAAGAACUCAAUGAUAUGAUCGUGCAAGAAAAAGUUGUACAGACAAAACAACAGAAGGAACUUAUACGACAGCUCAAUGAAAAGGUACAAACUCUGGAGCAUUCACUUAGUCACAUGGCUAGAGAGUUCAAAACUGACAAGAAGGCGGCCAUGGAAAGGUCCCGUAUUGAAAAUGAGGCUGCAAAGAUUGAGAUUGCGAAACUCCAGAGAGUUAUAGAACUCAAAAAUAAAGAGAUGAAUAAGAUCAAAAAACUUGCCAAAAACAUUUUGGAUCAGAGAACAGAACUGGAAAGGUUUUUCCUGGAGUCACUUGAGCAAGUUCGUCAGGAAAUUGCAGCCAAUCAAGCUCAAUAUCGCCACGAUGCCCAGGGCGCAUAUCAAGAGAGGAUGAUGAAAGCGUUCUCAGGAAAGGGAGAUUACCCUAGAAUUAGGACGUUCAAUAAAUCUGACCAGAGCACAAACAGUGUAUAUAAGGACUUAGAAGCUGCCGAAACAUUAUAUGACAUAUCGGGUAAAGUUGACAUUGGGGACCUCACUUGGGAGCAAAAGGAACGAAUUCUGCGAUAUUUGUUUGCUAGAAUGAAUGGAACUCGGAAAAGAGAGGGCAACACUUUCUCUGCGCCUCCCCUCCCGUCCAUCGAACAGAGACAGCACCGACUUAGCAUCACCCAGGGGGAUAAGACCGAAGACGAUGCCGGUGCUACCUUCCUCACCCAGGCUCACAUGGACGCGGCCCCAGGGCAGGAUGGUAUGCCAGAGCUACAAAAGGCCUGGAUGGAGCCACAUCCUCCGCCUCCAGUGGCUUCAUAGACAUUUUUCAGGCAAUCGUGAUACUUCAUAAUGUUGAUAACCCAGGAAAACAUUGGAAACAUCAUGACAAUCUUUAUAACUUCCUGUUUGGUGUUGUCUAGAUCUGAAUCACAGAUAUGCUCUUGAUUAAAUGCCAAACAUGCAUGGCCUGUACAUGUACUUUUUAAUGGACUGGUUGAACUUAUUAUUUGGAGUUUGGUGAAACAAAACCUUCAUUAUAUCUCCCACAAUGAGUUUUCAACAAAAAAAUUAUCAUAACUGCCCUUUUAACUUUUGCUGGGUGUUAUUUCUUUUCCAUUAAGACCAUUUUUUAAGGAUUUGUGUCCCUUUAUUGAAAUACUAAGUUAGGCCUUGUACAGGUUAUCUAGGUUUUGCUUGCUAAACCUGAAAAAUGUUUUGCUGAAGUUUUGAGAGAUUCUGAGUAUGAGUGUUCCAUUUGCAAUAAUCUCAUUUGACAAAAUGAAGGACUUUAGUUUAAAGAUUAAGUUAACACCCACAAGGGAUAUUAGUUGUCAUUGAGAUGACUAUUCUAGGUAGUGCCAAAAAUGGAAUUAAUUGUGAUAUAAAAUUCUUAAAAACUUUCUUAAAAUACAAUAUCAUGUUUGCUUCUGUGUAAACUUGCUGCUGUUCAAUUGAAAGGUUUUCACUGCAAGACAUUCAGCAGGAAUAUAAAAAAAUAUCUUACCUUUGAAAGGAAAGAUUUAUAGCUUUUAGCUCACCUGGUCCAAAGGAUGGAUGAGCUAAUGGUAUUACCAUGUUGCUACAUCUGUCGUCCAAAUUCUUCUCAAACCAAAAGGCCUACAAUCAAAAUAUUUAAGUGGUAGGUUCCUGGGAUAUAGCCCAGCAAAUCUGUGAAAAGAAAUGCCUUUGACAUAAGGUCAAGGUCACCUCGAUAAAAUUUGUUAAAAUAUUCUAACAACUUCUCACAGACCAAAAGGAAUAUAAUCAUGGUCGAUUCCUAGGAUGAAGCCAACAAGGUUUCCAUCAAGAAAUGGCCUUGAACUGUUUUCAAGGUCACAGAGGUAACAUUCAUAAAAACAUAUUUAAGACAUCUUUGAGGUAUAUCAUUGGUAUUAAGUAAAAUUUCAACUGCCUGCAACAAGAGAGAGAUACCAAAAUGGGAAAAGUAUUUGUUGUAUAAAAUGUAACUUAAAUGAGAAAAUUCUGACAUAAUCACAGAUAUAUCCAAGCGAGCGAUUAAGGCCCUUUGGGUCUCUUGAUAUUUAGUUCUCUUAUAUGUAUGUUUGUGCUAUAUAUAUAUAUUUGUUAGAAAUACAGUGGGAAAAAGACUAAUCGUAUUAAGAGAGAGAGAGUGAGUGUAGUAUUGUGUGUUACGACCAGUAUUUAUAGAUUUAUGUAUUAAUGAAUGAAGAAAUGAUUUUGCGUUAAAAGAUUGUACAUCGUGAUAAGACCUUAAGGUUAUAAAAAUACAAAAACUGCUGUCUUUUUAUGUAAAUAACAUUUUAUUUCAUUAAAAAUAGAAAAUGU
This is a messenger RNA of Pecten maximus, 3194 nucleotides long. RefSeq names its product basal body-orientation factor 1-like. Lineage: Eukaryota; Metazoa; Mollusca; Bivalvia; Pectinida; Pectinidae. The record is from RefSeq and is a predicted model, not a curated record. The coding region runs from base 105 to 1706 and encodes 533 amino acids. The transcript is spliced from 11 exons.